This is a messenger RNA of Talaromyces atroroseus, 882 nucleotides long. Its product is annotated as Protein bcp1. Gene Ontology annotation, cellular component: nucleus. The coding region runs from base 1 to 882 and encodes 293 amino acids. The transcript is spliced from 3 exons. NCBI's taxonomy places the organism in Eukaryota, Fungi, Ascomycota, Eurotiomycetes, Eurotiales, Trichocomaceae. The record is from RefSeq and is a predicted model, not a curated record.
AUGGCCAAGCGCAAAAGCCUCAAGGACGCGGACAAUGACGUCUCCAUGUCUGAUCGCCGAGACGACGACAGCGGCAGCGAGUCGGACACAGAACUUAUAAACGUCGAAUUUGAAUGGUUCGAUCCGCAGCCCGAGGUGGAUUUCCACGGCCUCAAGACUCUGCUGCGACAGCUUUUCGAUACCGAUGCGCAAUUGUUCGAUAUCUCGGCGCUGGCGGAUUUGAUCCUGUCACAGCCUUUGCUUGGUUCGACGGUGAAAGUAGAUGGGAAGGAGACGGAUCCAUAUGCGUUUUUGUCCGUUCUGAAUAUCAGUGAGCACAAGGAUAAACAAGUCAUCAAAGACCUGACCAAAUAUUUGGCGCAAAAGGCGUCUUCAAACCCGUCCCUCGCCGCUCUGUCGCGACUGCUCUCCAACACCGACCAACCACCAGCCGUCGGCCUCAUUCUGACCGAGCGCCUAAUCAACAUCCCCUCCGAAGUAGUCCCGCCAAUGUACUCGAUGCUCGUCGAGGAGAUCGCCUGGGCGCUAGAGGAGAAAGAACCCUAUAGUUUCACGCAUUACCUGAUUCUGUCCAAGACCUAUGAAGAAGUGGAAUCGAAACUAGACGCCGAAGAAUCGCGGCCGCAGAAGAAGAAGAAAAAGACGGCGGGAAGUUCGAGUGACAGGUUUUAUUUCCAUCCAGAGGACGAAGUACUUGAGAAGCAUACUUUGUGCCAUGGCAAAUUCGAGUAUACGCAUAAACAGGCGGAGGGUGCGUCGGAUGCGAAGAGGGCCUUUCAAGAUUUCGGCAUUCAGCCGGCUGGGAGUUUGAUGUUAAUUGAAGGAGGGAAGUUUGACGAUGCCGUUAAAGCGAUUACGGAUUACUUGAAGCCGCCGGUAUAG